AUGAGGAUCGUUGUUCAGUGCAAAGCGUGGUAUUCAAAAGAAAUAGGUCGGGAUAAAAUCGAUGAGUUUAGAACAGUGGUGUUGGACGGGAGGUACGCAUUCAGGGUUUAUGUAGGAGCGGUGGAAGGAAAAUUUGCGAAUGGAGCGUAUAAAUCGACUGAAAGGUCAGGAGGCAGUAUUCUCAUUACCGUGUAUAAUAGAAUGUGUCGAGAUUUAGUGAGGUUUAUCGUAGAGCGAUUUUAUGAACAUAUUCGUGUAUUAGAAAAUAGAAAUAGAUUAUUUAUAUUAGACUAUAAUAAAAAGCAUCGCAUCGGCAUUGAUUUGAAUCAAAAAUACGUUAGAAUUCAGAAAAAGUAUCGCAUUGCCAAUGAAAUUAUAAAAAUCAAUGGUGUAAUUAAAAACUUGAAAACUAUCUGCGAAAUUUUAGAGGGAACAGUUGGUCUUAACAAUGUGAGCUUGAUGAUCAAAGAUGAUGAAAUUGAGAGACAUCUGUAUCAAAUUAUUGCUAAGGCCCAAAUCUGCAAAUAUUUGAAUGAAGAAUUGAAUAAUAAGAAUAUGCUGACUGAGAAACAAAUUUCCGAUUUGAAAUUAUUAUUACCUAACGAUUUAGAAGCACAAACUCAAACCAUAGUAAAUAAGAUUGGAUUAUAG
This is a messenger RNA of Dentiscutata heterogama, 651 nucleotides long. The record is from the annotation of a GenBank genome assembly. Lineage: Eukaryota; Fungi; Glomeromycota; Glomeromycetes; Diversisporales; Gigasporaceae.